UCAGGUUCUCUAACUGUAUAAAUAAAGAAGCACUUGGCGGAAACUGUAUCACUUUGGUAGAGGCCGUCGUCGCAGCAAGAACGUUCCACCAGAAAAAAUGAAACUCCUUAUCCUGGCUGUUUGCAGUCUGGCUCUGGUAGCCGCCGAUGUCUCGCAUUUGUUCGGUCAUGAUCACCAUGAUCACCAUGAUCAUCCUGGCUACAACUAUGACCCGCCGAGCAUUCCCUUUGACCUGCCCACUCCGGCUCCAGCUUAUCUUCCCCCGGAACCUGUGACUGUUCGCGUGGUUCCUGUGACUCAGCCUCCAGCAGUUUACCUGCCUCCUGUGACCGUGAAGCCUGAGGUGCCAAUUGUCAGGACUCCCAAGCCUUCGUACUUGCCUCCUCCGCCUCCAGUUGUGAAGGUCAACCCACCGAAGCCUGCCUAUCUGCCUCCUCCACCACCGGUUGUGAAGGUCAACCCACCGAAGCCUGCCUAUUUGCCUCCUCCACCACCGGUUGUGAAGGUCAACCCACCGAAACCAGCUUACUUGCCACCUCCACCACCGGUUGUCAAGGUCAACCCACCCAAACCAGCCUAUCUGCCUCCUCCCACUCCAGUUGUGAAGGUCAACCCACCCAAGCCAGCCUAUCUGCCACCUGCACCCGUGGUGGAGCAACCCCGCUAUGUGGCUCCAGCUGUGGUGCCCACCUUCAAGAUCCCGAUUCCCUCGUAUGCUGCUCCUCUGGAGGAACCCGUGAACACCUAUCUGCCGCCCCAGGAGAUCCCAGUGCCGCACAGUGAUGAGGGCUACCACUACGAUCCCCCAGCACAGCCUUUCCUCUUCUAAACAGCACUCAUCCUUAGCCAUUUUUUAUUUGUUGUCUUUGAAUGUCACACGUAUUUACCUGUAGUUAUUUAUUGUUUACCACGCUCAGCCUGCACUAAAAAACGAAUAAAGCUUAGCACUGCGAAAACGUA
Messenger RNA from Drosophila gunungcola (fruit fly), 960 nucleotides. RefSeq lists its product as uncharacterized. Lineage: Eukaryota; Metazoa; Arthropoda; Insecta; Diptera; Drosophilidae. The record is from RefSeq and is a predicted model, not a curated record. The transcript has 2 exons. Bases 98 to 829 code for a protein of 243 amino acids.